Molecule: messenger RNA, 1866 nt
Organism: Candida tropicalis MYA-3404
Lineage: Eukaryota; Fungi; Ascomycota; Pichiomycetes; Serinales; Debaryomycetaceae
Gene: NOP8
Product: Nop8p
Exons: 1
Coding region: 1-1866 (621 amino acids)
Molecular function (GO): RNA binding
Source: RefSeq, a predicted model, not a curated record
AUGACGGAUGUUAAAGAGAUAAGAUUGCAUAUAGGUAAUAUAUCACCUAAACUUAAAGAAUCACCUGAAUCAUUAACUUCAAGAAUUGAAAAAUUUGGUGAAAUAAUUAAAUCAUUAGAAUUUCAUACCAAACCAUUACAAUUACAUUAUUUUGCAUAUAUCACAAUAUCUAUAAAUGAUUCAAAUUUAGAAAAAUUGAAGAAAUCACUUAAUGGAGUAUUAUUCAUGGGUAUGAAGUUAUCAAUUAAUAUUGCUAAACCUUCAUAUCUUGAAAGAUUUAAUAAAUCAUCUGAAUCAAAAGGAAGUACUAAAAAACAAGAAGAACAAUUACGUCGUGAUAAAAUUGUUAAAUCAAGAUUAGAAAAAAUCAAAGAAUAUAAAACUAAUUAUCCUACUAAUAAUAUCACUUCAAGCAUUGUUAUAUCAUCAAUGAAUCCAUCAACUUAUUCAGUUUCUGAACAUACUUUUAAAAAUAUAUCAGGAAAUACUAAAAAUCAACCACCUGCAAAAAGAUUAGAUGGAAAUAAAUCUUAUGGUGCAUUAACAAAUCCUAAGAAAUUACAUAAUCAAUUUAAAUUAAGAUCAGGUAAAGGGAUGGUAAUUAGAGGUACUUUAAGAAAAAGUCCAAGACUGGGAUUAGCUUUAAAACAACAAACUUUAAGAAUUUUAAUUAAUGGAGAAUUGAAAACUUUUAAAUGUUUUAAAACUAAAUUAUGGGGUAUUGAAAAAAAUAAAACUGUUAGAGAUUUAACUUGGAAUUAUGUUAAUGGAGAAUGGAGAUCUGGUGAUGAUCAUGUUAUUGAACGUUGUGGUAUUAAUGGAACUCAAGCAAGAAAUUACGGUAAUGAUAUUCAUGUAGAAGAUCAUGAAGAAAAAGAAGAACAAGAAGAUGUUGAAAAGCUUGUUGAAAUUGAUGGAUUUAAAGAAACUGAUAAGAAUAAAUCUAUUUUAGCUUCAAUGUUUAGUAAUUUUGAUUUUGAUAAACCUGUUGAAAUAGAUACUAUUAAUGAAGAUGAUGAAAUAGAAGUUGAUUCAAAAGGUAGAAAGAAAGCUAAACAUUAUGAUUUUGAAAUCGAAGGUAAAAUCACCGAUGAUGAUGAUGAAGAAGAAGAAGAAGAAGAAGAGGAUAGAUCAGUUGAAAAAAUUGAUAUUGAAUCAGCAAAUCAAAUUAUUCAUAAUUUUACAAAAACUGAAAAACCAAUGAAAGAACAAUAUUAUGAUGAAGAUGAUGAAGGUAAUGAUAUUGAAAUGGAUGAAUUUACUGAAAAAUUUACUACUGAAGCAAUUAAAGAUAAAUAUGAUGAAGAACAUGAUCAACAAGAUUCUUCAGAAGAAGAAGAAUUCAUUCCAACAUUUGGAAGUUCAGAAAAACCAGUUGUUAAUGAUACAGAAACAUUGCGUUCAUUAUUCAAUCCUACCACCACGACAGCAACUACUGCCACCACUACUACAGAAACAACAUCAGGAUCAUUUAAACUUGGAUUGGAUGAAGAUGAUGAAGAUUUAGAUGAGAAUAAACAAAUUGAUUCAAUUAAACAAGAAGAAUUAUUUCAAAAAAUUCAAAAACAAAAACAAGAUGAAAUUAUUCUUGAAAAGAAACAAAAAUUUGGAUUAUUUUGGUGUCAUUUUGAUUCUCCUUUCUUAUCGACUCAAUCUCAAUUAAGUAAAUUAGGUAAUGAUAAAAUUAAAUUACCUGGUGAAGAUCAAGAUAUUAAAGAUAAAGGUGAAGAAGAUGAAGGAGAAGAAGAAUCGAAAUAUGAGAAAUGGUUCUGGAGUAUGAGAGGUGAGAUUUCAAGAGAAUGUAAACGUCGUAAACGUGAUGUUUUAAGAUCUUUAAGAAAGAAGAAUAAUCAUAUUAAACAUUAA